Lodderomyces pseudojiufengensis is the source of this 780-nucleotide messenger RNA. RefSeq names its product ribose-5-phosphate isomerase (gene RKI1). Gene Ontology annotation, biological process: D-ribose metabolic process; pentose-phosphate shunt, non-oxidative branch. Gene Ontology annotation, cellular component: intracellular membrane-bounded organelle. The record is from RefSeq and is a predicted model, not a curated record. Gene Ontology annotation, molecular function: ribose-5-phosphate isomerase activity. The coding region runs from base 1 to 780 and encodes 259 amino acids. The transcript has a single exon. NCBI's taxonomy places the organism in Eukaryota, Fungi, Ascomycota, Pichiomycetes, Serinales, Debaryomycetaceae.
AUGUCUUCUAUUUCACCAAUUGAAAGUGCUAAAAAAUUAGCAGCAUAUAAAGCAGUAGAUGAAAAUUUACCACCAAAUGCAAAAGUUAUUGGUAUAGGAUCUGGAUCAACAGUAGUAUAUGUAGCAGAAAGAAUAGGACAAAUUUUUAGAAAUAAAAAAGAUGAUAUAGUUUGUAUAUCAACUGGUUUUCAAUCAAAACAAUUAAUUAUAGAUAAUGGAUUAAAAUUAGGUACAAUUGAACAACAUCCAAUUUUAGAUAUAGCAUUUGAUGGAGCAGAUGAAGUUGAUCAUGAUUUAAAUUUAAUUAAGGGAGGUGGGGCAUGUUUAUUUCAAGAAAAAUUAAUUGCUUCAGCUUCUAAAAAAUUAAUAAUUGUUGCUGAUUUUAGAAAACAAUCUACAUAUUUAGGAGAAAAUUGGAAACAAGGAGUACCUAUUGAAGUUGUUCCUAUUGCUUUCACAAAAUUAAUUAAUGAUUUAAAAGAUUUAGGAGCUUUGGAAGUUAAUUUAAGACAAGGUGGUAAAUUUAAAGCAGGACCAGUUAUAACAGAUAAUAAUAAUUUUAUAUUAGAUGCAAAUUUUGGUAUUAUAAAAGAUCCUAAAAAUUUACACUUCAAGUUGAAGUCAUUAGUUGGAGUAAUUGAAACUGGAUUAUUUACUGAAAUUACUGAAAAAGUAUAUUUUGGUGAAAAUAAUGGAGAAAUAAGUAUUUGGGGUGGUGAUAACAACAAGAAUACAGAAGAAAAUGUUAAUGUUGAUACAGUUAUUGAAGAAUCGAAAUAA